GUGCGGGGGUGAGGGCGAUCCCCGGCUGGACUUACCCUGGAGACGCCACUGCCGGGGGCCCGCACACCUCCCGAGGCCCGGGAUCUGCGGGCUGGCGAAGAGGGUGCAGGCGGCCGGAGCCCCGCAGCGGAGGAUGCGCCAGAGCGCCCAGACGACGGCAAGAUGACCGCCGGGAGCCCCGGAGACUUCGGAGAGGUGCGGAGGAGCCCCGAGGGCCGCGUCUCUCGCCUGGGCCGCCGCCUGGGCCGCCGGAGGCGCCCGCGCUCCCCGCCGGAGCCUCUGCGGGUGCGGGCACGGCUGCGGCUGCGCUCGCCGUCGGGGGCGUUUGCGGCGCUGGGGGCGCUCGUGGUGCUGGUGGGCAUGGGCAUCGCCGUAGCCGGCUACUGGCCGCACCGCACCGGGGCCCCAGGGCCACGCGCUGCCAAUGCCAGCGCGCCCCCCCUCAGCGAGCUGCGACGCGAGGGUCGCGGCGCCGGCCGGGGCCACGGCCCGCACGAGCGGCUGCGGCUCCUUGGGCCCGUGGUCAUGGGCGUCGGCCUGUUCGUGUUCAUCUGCGCCAACACGCUGCUCUACGAGAACCGCGACCUGGAGACGCGACGGCUUCGCCAGGGGAUGCUGCGGGCUCAGGCGCUCCGGCCGCCUGACGGCCCUGGCUGGGACUGCACUCUCCUCCCCAGCCCCGGACCCAGGACUCCCCGAGCCAUAGGUUGCACAGAGCCAGAAAGUUGGGACCGGUCCCCGCGUCGGGGUACCUCACCCGUUCCAUCAGUGCGGAGUCUGCGUUCAGAGCCUGCGAAUCCUCGUUUGGGGUUACCUGCCUUGCUCAACAGUUACCCGCUGAAGGGCCCGGGGCUGCCCCCACCCUGGGGUCCACGGACCCAGACUGGCCAUGUGAUUAUCACCAUGCAGCCCUCUGGUUCCUGCAUCGAACAUUCCAAGUCUCUGGAUCUGGGCCUUGGGGAGCUUCUGCUUCGGGCCCCAGCGCCUCGAGACUGUGCUCACGGGAGCUGGCCCCGGCUGGACCGCCUCAGCCUGGGGGGUUAUGCCAAGUUGGAAGGAGGAGGGGACUUGGGAGCCCGGGUUUGAAGAGCAGAGGACAGCCUGCUAGGAGACUGCCGCAUGGACCGUGGUAACAGGACCAGAAGUCCCAAUGUCUAGUAGAUGCAUCAGUCACUUCCCAGACUGGAGAUGGAUGCUCUGGCCUCAGCAGCUGCUAAGGCAUCCUGACUUGCAUGUCGGCAGAGAAAUGCCAACUGCACAAGGGUUCAAUCAGCUGGAGAGAAUGUGUUUUCACGUGGAGUCUGGAGGCCAGCAUGACUUGGCCUCAGGAAUUCUUUAAGCCUCCAAAAGUGGCCUUAGCCUUGGACAGGUACCUGAAGGGGCUGGAGGUCCAGGCUGGGGUGAUUGGGAGAUGCUGCUGGUGUCUCGGCAGGCCCAGAGUGGUCGGCAAGGACCCCUAAGACUUGAAAGGUAGGUUGGUUGGCAUGUGACAGGCUGGGCCAGGCUCCCUCCACUGUGGCAUCGGUUGCAGGGUCGGGGGAGAUGGGCAAUGAAGUAGAUUUGAGACCUCCACUGCCAUCUGGGAUGGGGACUGAGACUUUAACUCCCACCACCUCAGCCCCUCUGUCCCCUCAGCCAUGCAGGGUACACCCCACUAGGGCUACACUACUGCCAAAGCCUUCUCCUGAGGGUCCGGCCCCUCCCUCAACAGGUCUGAGAAGCCCCCUUCUCUCCUUUGUCGUGGCCUGUGCAAAAUUUACCCCCAGCUGGCAAAAAGCAUCCGCCAGUUGUACUUUUCUACAAUGUCGAAGCUGCAUCUGGGCCAAUGUGGGUAGCUUACUUUAGAAAAGGGUCUUUUCUAGGGUCAAAAAUUUGGGUCUCCCUUACCCAUGUUGAAUUUUUCCCAGAUUGCUGGUAGGAGAAAAGGACUUUAAAGGUUGAUCGACUCUCACAGAUUCAGUACUGGGUUUGUUU
Messenger RNA from Lutra lutra (Eurasian river otter), 1974 nucleotides. RefSeq names its product transmembrane protein 200B (gene TMEM200B). The transcript has 2 exons. The record is from RefSeq and is a predicted model, not a curated record. NCBI's taxonomy places the organism in Eukaryota, Metazoa, Chordata, Mammalia, Carnivora, Mustelidae. The coding region runs from base 163 to 1086 and encodes 307 amino acids.